This is a messenger RNA of Botrytis cinerea B05.10, 2425 nucleotides long. RefSeq lists its product as hypothetical. Gene Ontology annotation, molecular function: oxidoreductase activity; FAD binding; chitin binding. The record is from RefSeq and is a predicted model, not a curated record. The transcript has 4 exons. NCBI's taxonomy places the organism in Eukaryota, Fungi, Ascomycota, Leotiomycetes, Helotiales, Sclerotiniaceae. Bases 303 to 2135 code for a protein of 610 amino acids.
GGCGGCUGCUGCAAGUGCUCAGUCCCUGUCAGUGGGCCUUGGCAGAUGCCGAUCAGCAAAAAUCUCAACCAAACAUUGAAGCUAUCCACAAUUUCUCCUAUUCCAACUGUACGGAGUGCGAUACUUCGGCAUCAAGGUGACUUGAAUCAUGGUCUUUCACGAGAGCUAAGGCGUGCUGUUCUUAAAAGCUCAUAUUUCCCUUCAUUUUUCAAGUUUGACAUCACUCUUCAUCUGUACUUUUUCCCCUCUUGAUUUUGUUACAUGACUAGCCAUCUCUCCCCACCAGAAACCGCAAAUUCGCAAUGUAUCGGACGAAUCCACAAAUUCAUGGCUUUCGAAUCAUCGUGGCCCAGGUCAUAUUUGGCUUGUUAGGUAUCCCGCUGGCUUCUUCGUACCCAUUUGGUGGAGUCGAAACCCGCGCUUCAAGCAUUCAAGACUGCUUAACUCAGCACUCUGUUCCAUAUCAAGAUAGUUCCUCAUCUUCGUGGGCUACGACAAUUUCCCCUUAUAAUCUUCGGUUAUCAUACACCCCUGCUGUUGUCACUUUACCUACCACCUCACAACAUGUCAGUGACGCAAUCACUUGUGCAGCCGCUGCCGGACUCAAAGUACAGGCUAAAUCUGGCGGGCAUUCAUAUGCUAGUUAUUCAAGCGGUGGUAAAGAUGGAAGUCUUAUCGUCAGUCUCGAGAACUUCAACUCUAUAAGCGUUGAUCCUCAAACCAAUAUUGCUACCGUUGGAGGAGGUGUACGUUUAGGAAACCUCGCUCUUGGACUGUACAGUCAGGGCAAACGAGCUGUUCCACAUGGAACAUGUCCAGGGGUUGGAAUAGGUGGACAUUUCACUCAUGGAGGUUACGGAUACGCAUCUAGAAUUUGGGGUUUGGCUCUUGAUACUAUCGUUGGCCUCGAUGUGGUUCUUGCCAAUGGAACCCAAAUCCACACAACAGCCACAGCUUAUCCCGAUAUUUUCUACGCAAUGAGAGGAGCUGGUGAUUCGUUUGCUAUUGCGACGGCCUUCUACCUCCAGACUUUUGCUGCUCCAUCGUCCGUUCUCACUUUCGCAGCUAGUAUUCCCGCAGCACUAGAUAGUGUUAGCACUGCCGUCUCGUCCUUCACCAAACUUCAAGAACUUACUCUCGACUCUACCAAAAUCAACAAAAAUAUCACAUUAGGUAUUUACACCGACAACUAUGGAUCAUUCAGUCUUAGUGGCUGGUGCAUGAGCUGUGAUCAGAGCCAUUUCGAGAGCGUCACCUUUCCAGCAAUAUUGGCCGCUUUUCCCACCGCCGCUACCAGCAGUGUUAAAUCUCUAGGAUGGACAGAUGCUUUGGUCAGUGCAAACAAUGGGGGACAGCUCCAGGAACCAUUGACCGGAUAUGUUGCUCACGACACAUUCUACGCAAAAUCUGUGGUUACGAGGAAUGCUGAGCCGUUGACUUCUACCCAGCUAACUAGCUACUUCACCUACAUUCUGAAUCAAGGAAGAAGUGCUCCUUCUCCUUGGUAUACUAUUAUCGAUUUAUAUGGAGGCGCCGAUAGUCAGAUAAAUGUGCCUUCUUCCGACUCUUCGGCAUAUUCUGAUCGUGACGCUCAUUGGGUUUUCCAGAACUACGGCUUUACAUCCAACUCUUUGCCACCAUAUGACGACGCUAUAACGCCCUUCGUAGACUCUCUCAAUAGCGCUCUUUCAGCUGGUGCAUCUAGUGAUUUUGGGGCAUAUCUCAACUACGUAGACCCAGAGCUAAGUGCAACCGACGCUGCGAUGCUCGGAUACGGACAAACUACAUAUGACAAAUUAUUGGCCAUUAAACAGACCGUUGACCCCAAUGAAGUGUUCUGGAAUCCACAGAGUAUUGGCGCUGCUGAUGAUGAUUCUGGAAAUAACGGCAGCAGUGGAACCACAAGCUCAGCUGCGUCUACAUCUACAUCUGCACCAACAUCUACUUCUACCUCUACGGCGUCAAAAGCUACUGCAACAUCGUCAUUGAAAGUCUCAACAGAUGCGUCGUGUGGUAACGGGUAUACGUGCAAGGGAAGCUCGUUUGGAAGUUGCUGCUCUCGGUAUGGAUGGUGUGGUAGUACGAGUACGUACUGUGGAACUGGGUGUCAGAGUGGAUUUGGAACUUGUUCGUGAGGAGAAAAGUUCUUAUGGGGGUGAUUGAAUAGGUUAUUUAAUUCGAGAAUUGGGUUGGAGAGCAAAAAAAAGGAUAAUAUUUAGAUAAUAGAUAAUAUGCCGCAAGGUAUAUAUGGGUGAGAUAUGAAUGGCGUCGAAAAGAGAUGGAAUGUUAAUUUUUAAAUUGUUAUUCGGGAGAUUAGUUCCCACAGAAAUAUAGAUACACAGAAAGUCAAAUAAACAGACCUAAUACCUCACAUUAUAAUUAUGAAGAGGACAAUAACACUUUGAGACUUUAUUCUAAGCAAGUA